CCGCACCCUCGAUAACUCGGUGGGCUGGACCACCCCCACAGCAGACCCUGAGCACCCUUGGCCCCUGUCCCAUUCCAACUUCUUGACAACCUCGAAGACCAGAACAAAGCCUUUCUUCACCCGACUUUCCCAUCCCACACUCCGCUUUCGACCUCGACUCUAAACUACCUACCCACCCUAAACUGACGACGUCUAAAUAUUGUCUACUCUCGCACGCCUCCCUACCCACCAAGCGCUCAAUGAUCGCACCGUGCCUGCAAGCUACCACUGUUGUUUGCGCACGGGCAGAACAUGAGCUAUCAAACACUUCAACAUCCAAAGAGAGAAGAUUCACCAGUCUUAGGUAGCACCGAACUCCUUGACAAUCGCGAUCAUCAAUAUCUCAACAACUUCUUCAACUCACUCUACCCCCCAAAAGAUGUGACCAACAUGGCCACAGUAGAGGGACUCGGGGGUGUUUACACGGCCGAUUGGAUGAUGCCUCCCGCCAACGUCGUGGCCCACCAGGUCACACUAGGAGAGCCCGACGACAACAUGUUCACCAAGAUGUUCGGCAUCGUCGACUUCGCCGGUCAACCGAACCUUGAAGAAGCGGGCACCUCCAACCUACAAGAGCCGUUACAGGAAUCGCUCCAGCAACCCCGCCGGCUUCAAAAUUUCGGCCAUACGAGUCUCGGGGCUACCCAUUCCACCUUGCAGCAGCACCAGCCUCAAGGGUCGACCAAUAUCGGUUUCGGAUUCUCCACCUCAGUAGCAACGCCACGGUUCCCGCGGGGCUUUUUUGACGCCCCGCCAACGCCGGACGAUGUUGCCGCCGCAGCUACCCUCGUAGGCGGCAACACCGGCCCCUACAGCAUGAGCCUAUUCCCCGACCACCAGGCUUUAGCCCUUGAGACGCACACGUCCCCAACCAGCCAAACCCAGCCCGGCCAUAUCCAACCCGAGCAGCUCCGAUCCACCCAACAAUCCACCCAACAAACACUCCAACAGAGGCGCUAUAACGAGCCCAUCGACACAGGGCUGUUCGGCCAGCACUUUAAAGAGAGCCAGCCUUCGCCGUUCGAUGUACGAUUCGGGUCGGAUCCAAAUUUCACCACGUCCAACUUUGUACCAGCCUCGGCAAACGAAACCACCGAGGCUCUUGCGGCCGGCCAGUUGGCAUAUCUAAACUGCCUAGAACCGAACCACAGCGCCGGGCCCACCAGAGCCGCCAGUCCCACCGCAUGGGCGCCGCCAUCCCCGAGCAUGGCUGCGGGGAACUCGUUACUCGUCCUAAACCGGCGCAGGACCAUCCCUCACAUCCCGCCGACACCCGAAGAACCACCAGCGAGGCGGAGGAAAACCAGCAAGACGGGCGCCCUAGCCAUGGCUGCCAGCCCAACAACCCCCGAACCACCGCGACGACGAUCGACCGCGACCACAAUAAACAGCGGGCUCGGACACGGCAUCCCCGCAACAAUACCCGAGCUCAGCGGCGGGGAAUCAGCCUCGGCGGCCGCGCCCAGCAGGCGGCCGCGCAAGUCGGGAGGAGGGAACGCGGGGGCCGGCAAGCGCGGCGCGCGCAAGAAGUCGCCGCGCACGGUGCUCACCGAGGAGCAGCGGCGGCUCAACCACGUCGACAGCGAGAAGAAGCGCCGCCAGCUCAUCAAGGGCGGCUACGGCCGCCUCGCCGCCCUCGUGCCCGAGCUCACCAUGAACGCCCUCAGCCGCUCCGACGGCCUGUGCCGCAUGGUCGACUGGAUCGAGAAGGCGCAGGAGGGGAACCGCGAGCUGGAGAGGUUGCUGAGCUUUGCGGUCGAGCGGAAUGGCGGGGAUGUGGCUGCUGCGCGCUCGGCUGCUGGGUAGGACCUUUCGUUGUUGGCGGUGCUGCUGCUGCUGCUAGAAGUUGUGAUAUUUCGGGUAUGGGCGGGGCGUUGUGGUUGGGUCCAUCUACGUGACUUUUUGUUUGGGUUUGGCUUGGGUCAUGGGCAGCGACCGGGAGAACUACCUACCUACCAUGGGAGGCUGGCGCUAGUGCCUCGGUGUAAAAUCAGGGUUUAUGUCUGUAUCGGUUCUUGGCUUUUCAACACAAGCAUAGCUUUACUUGUUGUUAUUAUCUUACGCUAUGUACAUAUUGUUGUCGACGACCUUUACGGUUCUGUCUCUGGGCUGAUGUGGUUGUCUAUUUAUUUUGGGCGGGUGUCGGCUCCUGGUUUUGAACAUGGAUUCCCAGGAGGAUGGCAGAAGUGUUUUUACGUUACAUCCCUACACGGAGGUUUUAUACCCAAGGCAACA
Messenger RNA from Chaetomium fimeti, 2274 nucleotides. RefSeq lists its product as uncharacterized. Gene Ontology annotation, molecular function: RNA polymerase II cis-regulatory region sequence-specific DNA binding; protein dimerization activity; DNA-binding transcription factor activity, RNA polymerase II-specific. Gene Ontology annotation, biological process: regulation of transcription by RNA polymerase II. Bases 292 to 1845 code for a protein of 517 amino acids. Lineage: Eukaryota; Fungi; Ascomycota; Sordariomycetes; Sordariales; Chaetomiaceae. The transcript has a single exon. The record is from RefSeq and is a predicted model, not a curated record.